AUGCAUGUCCUGUCAAGUGCUUUGCCGUGUGUAAACAGUUUUUAUUCUCUUUUUAACAGGGAUCUCAAGCUCGACAACAUCCUUUUGGAUUGUGAAGGUCACGUGAAAAUCGCAGAUUUCGGAAUGUGUAAAGACGGAAUAGUCGGGGAUGAACUAACAUCAACUUUCUGCGGCACUCCCGACUAUCUGGCCCCAGAGAUUGUAAAUUACAAGCCCUACGGAAAAGCUGUGGACUGGUGGGCAUUUGGCGUCCUUCUGUAUGAGUUCCUGGCUGGUCAGCCACCAUUCGACGGCGAUGAUGAAGAAGACCUCUUCCGAAAUAUCGCCUUG
Messenger RNA from Dibothriocephalus latus, 330 nucleotides. NCBI's taxonomy places the organism in Eukaryota, Metazoa, Platyhelminthes, Cestoda, Diphyllobothriidea, Diphyllobothriidae. The record is from the annotation of a GenBank genome assembly.